Messenger RNA from Mercurialis annua (annual mercury), 1636 nucleotides. RefSeq names its product probable aspartyl aminopeptidase. Lineage: Eukaryota; Viridiplantae; Streptophyta; Magnoliopsida; Malpighiales; Euphorbiaceae. The transcript is spliced from 11 exons. The record is from RefSeq and is a predicted model, not a curated record. Gene Ontology annotation, biological process: proteolysis. Gene Ontology annotation, molecular function: aminopeptidase activity; zinc ion binding. Bases 49 to 1518 code for a protein of 489 amino acids.
AUAAACUGGAAGUCUCAAACAAAAACAGCUCAAAAAAACAAGAAAAAAAUGGCAAAACAAGAAUCAGCUCAAAUCGAAGUCGAAUCCGAUCUCAUAAACUUCUUAAACGCUUCUCCUACAGCUUUUCACGCCGUUGAGGAGGCAAAGAAUAGAUUAAAACAUUCAGGAUAUGUACAAGUUUCAGAGAGAGAUGAUUGGAAGCUUGAAGCUGGAAACAAAUAUUUUUUCACUAGGAAUUACUCUACUAUAGUUGCCUUUGCCAUUGGUAAAAAAUAUGUUGCUGGUAAUGGGUUUUAUAUUGUGGGUGCCCAUACUGAUAGUCCUUGCAUUAAGUUGAAGCCUGUUUCCAAGGUAACUAGACAUGGGUACUUGGAGAUUGGAGUUCAGACUUAUGGAGGUGGUUUGUGGUAUACAUGGUUUGAUCGUGAUUUGACCAUAGCAGGACGUGUGAUUGUAAGAGAAGAAAAGGAUGGCUCUGCUUCCUACUCACAUCGACUUGUUAGAGUUGAGGAGCCCAUUAUGCGUGUUCCUACCCUGGCGAUUCAUUUAGACAGGAAUGUGAAUAGCGAUGGAUUUAAGGUGAAUACACAGAGUCACCUGGUUCCGGUUUUGGCAACUUCAGUUAAGGCAGAGCUUAGUAAAAUGGCUACCGAAAAUGGUCCUAUUGAAAGUGGUGAAGAAACUGAUGGGAAGGAAUCUAAUAAGGGAACAACUAAUGAAAGCUCAAAGCAUCACCCACUGCUUUUGCAGAUAAUUGCAAAUCAGAUUGGCUGCAAAGCAGAUGAUAUUUGCGAUUUUGAAUUGCAAGCAUGCGAUACUCAACCAAGUAUAAUAGCUGGUGCUGCUAAAGAAUUUGUUUUCUCUGGAAGGCUUGAUAAUCUCUGCAUGUCAUUUUGCUCUUUAAAGGCACUGAUAGAUGCUACAGCUUCAGAAAACAAUCUUGAAAAUGAAAGUGGCGUUAGAAUGGUGGCAUUGUUUGAUCACGAGGAGGUUGGAUCUAAUUCAGCACAAGGAGCUGGAUCUCCUGUCAUGUUUGAUGCUCUUUCACGGAUCACAAGCACCUUCAACUCAGAUACUAAGCUGGUUCAAAAAGCAAUCCAGAAGAGUUUUCUUGUGUCUGCUGACAUGGCACACGCCCUUCAUCCCAAUUAUGCAGACAAACAUGAGGAAAAUCAUCAACCCAAGAUGCAUGGAGGGCUCGUGAUUAAACACAAUGCGAAUCAGCGCUAUGCAACUAAUUCAGUCACCUCCUUCCUAUUUAGGGAGAUCGCCAAAAAGCAUAAGCUUCCUGUUCAGGAUUUUGUGGUCCGCAAUGAUGUGCCUUGUGGAUCAACCAUCGGUCCCAUCCUAGCAAGCGGGGUGGGGAUUCGUACUGUUGAUGUUGGCGCCCCACAAUUAUCAAUGCACAGCAUUAGAGAAAUGUGUGCAGUAGAUGACAUUAAGUAUUCAUACGAGCAUUUCAAGGCAUUCUUCCAAGAGUUCUCUGAUCUGGAUGCUAAGAUUACUGUUGACAUUUAAGUGUGUGCACCUCAACUUAUCUCUGAUUUUCCAAUGAAAGACUCAUUAAAUUGCUUAGGCUUUUCUUUUAAAUAAUGGACAGCUUCAAGAUUUUGAAUCCGAGACUAACUUUUAGUAA